UCGCGGACAAGGUCAUCUCGCGGGCAGCUCGGGACCAGCCCUCGCGCCCUGGGCUGGGGCUGCAGUUCCCCAGGGGGCGCCGGAGGCGUUGCCGCUGGUUAGGGGCGGGUUCCGGCGCUGAGUCACGCCCGCCCGGGAGCGCUGGGGCCGGGCCGCUCCGGAAGACGCCGGCCAGGCCGGAGCUGGAGCGGCCGCGCGCGGCGGGCAGCGCCUGGUUCGAGAUGGGGUCCCAGGUCUCGGUGGACUGCGGAGCUCUGCACGUGGUGAUCGUGGGCGGGGGCUUCGGCGGGAUCGCGGCCGCCAGCCAGCUGCAGGCGCUGAAGGUCCCCUUCAUGCUCGUAGACAUGAAGGACUCCUUCCACCACAACGUGGCAGCCCUCCGGGCCUCCGUGGAGAGUGGGUUUGCCAAAAAGACAUUCAUUUCCUACUCAGUGACCUUCAAGGACAACUUCCGGCAGGGCCUGGUGGUCGGCAUAGACGUGAAGAAUCAGACGGUGCUGCUGCAGGGCGGGGAGGCUCUGCCCUUCUCACAUCUUAUCCUGGCCACAGGCAGCACCGGGCCCUUCCCGGGCAAGUUCAAUGAGGUGUCCAGCCAGCAGGCUGCCAUUCAAGCCUACGAGGACAUGGUGAAACAGGUCCAGAGAUCAACGUUCAUCGUGGUGGUGGGAGGAGGCUCCGCAGGAGUGGAGAUGGCAGCAGAGAUUAAAACGGAAUACCCUGAGAAAGAGGUCACUCUCAUCCACUCCCAAGUAGCCCUGGCCGACAAGGAGCUCCUGCCCUGCGUCCAGCAGGAAGUGAAGGAGAUCCUCCUCCGGAAGGGCGUGCAGCUGCUGCUGAGCGAACGAGUGAGCAACCUAGAAGAGCUGCCCCUCAGCGAGUAUCGAGACUACAUCAAAGUGCAGACGGACAAGGGCACGGAAGUGGCCACCAACCUGGUGAUUCUCUGCAACGGUAUCAAGAUCAACAGCUCUGCCUACCGUAGCGCGUUUGAGAGCAGCCUGGCCGGCAAUGGUGCUCUGCGAGUGAACGAGCACCUCCAGGUAGAGGGCCACAGCAACAUCUAUGCCAUCGGCGACUGUGCCGAUUUGCGGGAGCCCAAGAUGGCCUAUCACGCUGGCCUCCACGCCAACAUUGCCGUGGCCAACAUCAUCAACUCCACGACACAGAGGCCCCUCAAGGCCUAUAAGCCAGGUGCGCUGACGUUCCUGCUGUCCAUGGGGAGAAAUGACGGCGUGGGCCAGAUCAGUGGAUUCUACGUGGGGCGGCUCAUGGUUCGGCUGGCCAAGAGCCGGGACCUGUUCGUGUCCACGAGCUGGAAAACCAUGAGGCAGUCUCCACCCUGACGGGGAGGUGACCAGGCAGGUGAACAGACCACUUGACAGCGGGCAUCUGCCUGGCGAGUGCUAAAGGGCAAAAGCUGUUUUUCUGGAUUGAGAUGCCAAUGAUGUAUUGAUCAGAAAUGCAACUUGUAUAAAACUAAAAAUGCCGGGGGUAAGGUGGGGUGGGGUGGAGGGGAGAGAGAGGCUUUAAAAAAAAAAAAACUCUUCCCUAGAGGAUUCUUUCUGGGUUUCGAAGGUCUGAUUGCGGCUGUACUGGCUGAACGGCUCACAUGUGCUGGCUGGGUGGUCUUGGGGAGACCACAGCCAGUCUCUGUGCCCCGGCUCCUCUUGGAUGUAUGUGUGCACCUACAUGCGUGGGCAUGGGGUGUGGCAUUUGGGAUACUCAGAGAACCCGGCUCCCAGUGGCUGGCAUCUGUCUGUGAGGGCAGGAAGGGGCCUGCACCGUGAGACCAAAGGAAGGGAGCUGGGGCGGAGAGGUGGCCUGCACCCCGAACCUCCGCCAUCGCGUGGAGGGAGAGCCCGUGCAUUUGGCAACCACCAGGUCAUUAACAGGAAUCUUAUUUUAAACUCCCCAACUUGUGGUUAGUCCUCAUGCUCCUCAUGCUUCAUUAACCUUUCUACAUUUCCAUUUUUAGAUCCGAACUAUAUACCAUAGGUUACAUUUAAGGAGAGAGAGUUCGACAAGAUUUCUCUCCCGGUUAACCCACCCUAGCACAGAGUGAGUUUUUACAAAGCCAGCAGGGGUUCAGACCGCAGCCUGGCUGCGAGCUGCUGGAGGUGUGUAAGGAAGGGCAGCAGAGAAGUGUGAUCCUUUGCGGGGUACGGAGGCAGUUCAGCAGGUGACCCCCCAGCGUAUUUCCAGGUUACCAUCAUGGGCAAAUUUGUAAGGAACAAAACUGCAGCUGGUGCGGGGUGAGGGGAGGGGACUGUGAGGGACUUUGUGGUUUUGUGCUUCUCUUUCCUGGCCAACCCCAGGGUUACCUGUCUGGAGGCCCAGCCAUGUGACAAUAAUCUCUGCUAUUGACUGUUAAGGUACAUAAAUGACUCCGUUUAGGAGAGAUCUUCCAAUAGGGAGCAGCCUGUUUCCGACCGCCUAGGUCAAGCCAGAGAAGUGGCUGAUGAGGUCAGCUGGAUAAAUUCAGGCCCUGACCUCCUCACCUGCCCUCCCUGCCCACUUUGGUGGUGGCCUCUGGGCACUCAGGCAGAGUCCUUCGGCCUCCAGUCUCACUGGGGUUCUCAGUCCAUCCCGUAUUUGGGCUGUUGCCCAGGAUCUGUUCCAUUUUGUUGCCCAGGCCUGAGUGAGACCUGUGCUUCUCUCCCGGAGGAUGACUCCUCGCCAGUGGCUUCGUUCAAGGCUUUGUUCCCGUGGACCGGGCCGGCAGGCUCAUCCUCCCUGGAAGCAGGACCUGCUGCCUGAGAAACACAGCUCUGGUGUCUGACCUAGAGCCUUGUGUGGCCGGACUCUCAGCCCGUUAGUGACAGGCCUUGUUCUGUUUACUGAUGACAUUCUAGAUGUAUCUAGCCACGGGGACACAGUUUUCCAAACUGAGAAAAAUGUUGCAAUAAAAGCACGUGUU
Messenger RNA from Propithecus coquereli (Coquerel's sifaka), 2917 nucleotides. RefSeq names its product apoptosis-inducing factor, mitochondrion-associated, 2 (gene AIFM2). The coding region runs from base 222 to 1343 and encodes 373 amino acids. Gene Ontology annotation, cellular component: cytoplasm; mitochondrion. Lineage: Eukaryota; Metazoa; Chordata; Mammalia; Primates; Indriidae. The transcript is spliced from 9 exons. Gene Ontology annotation, biological process: apoptotic mitochondrial changes; positive regulation of apoptotic process. The record is from RefSeq and is a predicted model, not a curated record. Gene Ontology annotation, molecular function: electron-transferring-flavoprotein dehydrogenase activity; flavin adenine dinucleotide binding.